Messenger RNA from Trachemys scripta elegans, 5602 nucleotides. It is a transcript of the gene RAG1, whose product is annotated as recombination activating 1. The record is from RefSeq and is a predicted model, not a curated record. Gene Ontology annotation, molecular function: metal ion binding; double-stranded DNA endonuclease activity; ubiquitin protein ligase activity. Gene Ontology annotation, biological process: pre-B cell allelic exclusion; V(D)J recombination; adaptive immune response. Lineage: Eukaryota; Metazoa; Chordata; Testudines; Emydidae. The transcript is spliced from 2 exons. Bases 102 to 3236 code for a protein of 1044 amino acids. Gene Ontology annotation, cellular component: nucleus; endodeoxyribonuclease complex; DNA recombinase complex.
GAGAGAUCGAGAGAGAUCUUGAUAUUUGGAACCAACUGAGCAGACGUACAAACGACUCUACAAACUGGCAGUGAGAGAAAGGUAAUCCAGUUCCAGCCAGAAUGGACGUGCUGACGUCACCAAGCAUGGGCCUGCACACCAUGCCGGAAGAAAUCCAGCACCCAUAUACUAAAUUUUCUGAAUGGAAGUUCAAGCUGUUUAAAGUGAGAUCAUUCGAAAAGGCACCUUCUGGAGACAACCAAGUGGCAAAUAAAGAGAAGGUGGCCUCUUUGGACAAAGGCACUAUGGUGCAGAUGGAUGUGGCAGUUCCAGUGGCAGAAAAGCCACUUCUGGCAGAUACAGACUUAAAUCACAAUAAGCAGGCUCUCGAAAAAGAUGCUGACAACCUGAAAAUGCAAGAGAAUGCAGCUCAUCAAGCAAACCUGCAGCAGCUCUGCCGCAUCUGUGGAGUUUCAUUUAAAACUGAUCGCUACAAGAGAAGUCAUCCUGUGCAUGGACCAGUGGACAGUGAAACUCAGGGACUUCUGAGAAAGAAAGAGAAAAGAGCAACAUCUUGGCCGGAUCUUAUUGCCAAGGUUUUUAAGAUUGACGUGCGAGGAGAUAUCGACACAAUCCACCCCACUCGGUUUUGUCACAACUGCUGGAGCAUCAUCCACAGAAAGUUCAGCAAUGCCCCAUGUGAAGUGUAUUUCCCGAGGAACAGCACCAUGGAUUGGAAGUCCCACUCCCCAAACUGCACUGUUUGUUAUACUGCUCGUCGUGGGGUCAAGAGAAAGAACCAGCCAUCCAAUUUACAGCUGGGCAAAAGGCUCAAGAUCAUUGCAGAACGUGCCCGAAAAACUAAAGGUGUAAAAAAACAAGUACAGGUGAACAACAAAAACCUUAUGAAAAAGAUUGCCAACUGCAAGAAGAUACAUCUUAGCCCCAAACUUCUUGCAGUUGACUACCCUGCAGAUUUCGUUAAGUCCAUCUCUUGCCAGGUCUGUGAGCAUAUUCUGGCAGACCCAGUGGAAACAACAUGUAGUCACUUAUUCUGCAGAACCUGCAUCCUUAAGUGCCUCAAAGUUAUGGGCAGCUAUUGUCCCUCCUGCCGAUACCCUUGCUUCCCUACGGACCUGGUGAGUCCAGUGAAAUCCUUCCUGAACAUCCUCAAUUCCCUGGCUGUGCGAUGCCCAGUGAAAGAAUGUGAUGAGGAGGUUUUGUUGGGCAAAUACUGCCAUCAUCUCUCCAGCCACAAAGAGGUGAAAAGGAAAGAGAUUUACACGCACGUAAAUAAAGGCGGCCGACCGAGGCAACACUUACUCUCAUUGACCAGGAGAGCGCAAAAGCAUCGUCUGAGAGAACUCAAGCUUCAAGUCAAAGCUUUUGCUGAGAAAGAAGAAGGAGGUGAUAUAAAGUCUGUGUGCCUAACCUUGUUCCUGCUGGCUCUGAGAGCAAGAAAUGAACACAGACAAGCAGAUGAGUUGGAAGCAAUAAUGCAAGGGAAGGGAUCAGGGCUUCACCCAGCUGUUUGCCUGGCAAUCCGAGUCAACACCUUUCUCAGCUGUAGCCAGUACCAUAAAAUGUACAGAACUGUAAAAGCUAUAACUGGGAGGCAGAUCUUCCAGCCAUUGCAUGCUCUCCGCACUGCUGAGAAGGCACUCUUGCCAGGUUAUCAUCCAUUUGAGUGGAAACCCCCUUUGAAAAAUGUGUCCACUAAUACAGAAGUGGGAAUUAUAGAUGGGCUAUCAGGGCUGCCACACUCAGUUGAUGACUACCCAAUAGACACGAUUGCCAAGAGGUUUCGAUAUGAUGCAGCCUUGGUUUCUGCCUUAAUGGACAUGGAGGAAGACAUUUUGGAAGGCAUGAAAGCACAAGACCUGGAUGACUAUUUGAAUGGCCCCUUCACUGUAGUGGUGAAGGAGUCUUGUGAUGGGAUGGGAGAUGUCAGUGAGAAGCAUGGAAGUGGACCAGCUGUCCCUGAGAAGGCAGUUCGAUUUUCUUUCACGCUCAUGAACAUCAGUAUAGCUCAUGGUAAUGAAAAUGUAAGGAUCUUUGAAGAAGUCAAGCCCAAUUCAGAGCUGUGUUGCAAGCCCUUGUGCCUUAUGCUGGCCGAUGAAUCGGACCAUGAGACUCUGACAGCCAUCCUGAGCCCUCUCAUAGCAGAAAGAGAGACCAUGAAAAGCAGCGUUCUGCUUCUUGAAAUGGGAGGCAUCCUCAGAACAUUCAAAUUUAUCUUUAGGGGUACAGGGUAUGAUGAGAAACUUGUCCGUGAAGUGGAAGGCCUUGAAGCCUCAGGCUCUACUUACAUCUGCACCCUUUGUGAUGCAACCCGCCUGGAAGCCUCUCAGAACUUGGUCCUCCACUCCAUAACAAGAAGUCAUGCUGAAAACCUGGAGCGGUAUGAGGUAUGGAGGUCCAACCCAUAUAAUGAAUCUGUUGAUGAGUUACGUGAUAGAGUGAAGGGUGUUUCUGCCAAACCUUUUAUUGAGACUGUUCCUUCCAUAGAUGCACUGCAUUGUGACAUUGGCAAUGCGGCUGAGUUCUACAAGAUAUUCCAGUUUGAGAUAGGUGAGGUGUACAAGAACCCUGACAUAUCUAAAGAAGAGAGGAAGAGGUGGCAGUCGACUCUUGACAAGCACCUUAGGAAGAAGAUGAACCUGAAGCCCAUAAUGAGGAUGAAUGGAAACUUUGCUAGAAAGCUUAUGACCAAAGAGACAGUGGAAGCAGUAUGUGAAUUAAUAAAGUGUGAGGAAAGGCAUGAAGCCCUAAGAGACCUGAUGGACCUUUAUCUUAAGAUGAAACCAGUGUGGAGGUCUUCAUGCCCAGCCAAAGAGUGCCCAGAAUUGCUGUGUCAGUAUAGCUUCAACUCACAACGUUUUGCUGAGCUCCUGUCCACAAAGUUCAAGUACAGAUAUGAGGGCAAGAUUACGAAUUACUUUCACAAAACUCUUGCUCAUGUUCCUGAAAUCAUUGAAAGAGAUGGCUCCAUUGGCGCCUGGGCAAGUGAAGGGAAUGAAUCUGGGAACAAAUUAUUUAGGCGUUUCCGAAAAAUGAAUGCCAGGCAGUCAAAAUGCUAUGAAAUGGAGGAUGUCUUGAAGCACCACUGGCUGUAUACCUCUAAGUACCUGCAGAAGUUCAUGAAUGCCCAUAAUACAUUGAAAAGUCAGGGCUUCACAAUCGAUCCAGAGCAGAGUUUAGAAGACUCUCUGGCAUUGGAAAACACUUUAGAAAUGACUGAUUCUAUGGCAUUCUAAACAUAACGAUCAUUUGAAUUGGGUUUGCAAUUAAGUCUUCCUGGACGGGGUGCAGUAAGGCCUGCAAAUAUCACUUUUACACUGAGUGUUAAAGGGAAUCUGUCCCUGCUCAGAGGAGUUUGGUAAACAUCUGGAUGGUAGUUUCCAGAAAAUGGUAAUACAGAGUAACUGGUUGGUGUCAUUUUCCAGCCAUUUUGUGAGGUAAAAGUGGAAAGAAAGGUGGUCAAUUUACUUUGGCCUCAGAUUAUUGUUUAAUAAAUAGCCAAAGUGACCCAACGUUUUUAGACUAUGUGAUGUGUGUGAAAUGAAGAGGAUUCAGAAGAUUUAUGACAGUUGCAAAGAAAGUGAGGAUGGUUUUUUUUUCUGUUUGCAUCAUUGCAUUUUACUUACUAUUUAAGAAUAGUUUUUCUUUUUUUAAUUGAUGGCCUCUCGUUUCUUAAAACAUGGAGACAUUUAGACAACCAUUCUGAAGUACAGAGUCAGUAUUUUUGUUCAAUAGGCAAUCUGUACUUCCAAGAUUAAAUCCCAAAUGGUGUAUAUCAUCUUAGCUCCACUGGGUGAAAUCCAAUGAAGACAAUGUCACAAUUCAUAUUGACUUCCAGAGACAGAAUUUCCCCUAUUGACCUUAAUGAAGCUACACUUAUAUACAGCAGCCAAGGAUCUGGCCUAUAGUGAUUCCUCAGUUCUGUAUAUUGCUAUUAUACUCUUCUAUAGGGUAUAUUUCACAGACUAAGGGAACCUUUUAUUGUGUUCUAGUCCUGGCUCUGAUAUUGACACUGCUGUCUGGAGCAUGUCAUUUAAUUUCUCUGCCACAGUUUCCAUGCCUAUAAAAUGGAAAUAGUUUUUACCUAUCUUACAGGCAUGUUGUGACAAUUAUUUAGUCAAUAAUGGUGAACUGCUUUGAAAAUGAAAUAGCUAUUUAAGCGCUAAGCAUUAUUACUUCAAUAUUUAGAAAGCUCACAAGAACAUUUUACAUUGGACUAGGGGCAUCAUUAAAAUGGUGACAAUUUUCUUGUACAGUGAUAUUGAUAGAUGCCUUAUAUACAUAAUGGGAAUAGAUCAGAUAGCACAGCAAACUUGACUCUUACAGGUGAUAAAUAUCCAGUCUUUAAUAGUGACCAUGGGUAAAAUGAUUUUAACAUAUUCGUUGAAUAUUUAUUAAAAAAUGUGGUGAAAUUUGGCAACCAAAUUAUUCCUGAACAUACUAAUCGAAUUAAUAGCAUACUUUAUGACCUUGAUGUGGCAAAUCACUUAAGCACAUGCUUAAUUUUAAGCACGAGAAUUGUCCCAUUAAACUCAGUAUGACUACUCGGAUGCUUAAAGUUAAGCACGUGCUUAAGUGCCUUGCUGGUUGGGGUCCAAAUUUAAAUUACAAAAUUAAUCAGAUAAACUUUUCAGGAAAUAUAAUUCAAAAGUACCUAAAUGACUGGGAGUUACGCUCCUAAACUCUUUUGAAAAUCCAACACUGCAUGCUCAUUACGCAAUGAUUAGCUGAGGUAUUUUGAUAUUUGGAGAAUUAUACAUGACACAGGAUUAAAUGCACAAAUAACUGCACAUGUGUUUUUUUUAAGCAAUUCAAUUUUGCUUUUAUUUUCUGUUUUGAUAUUGCAUUUGGCUCAUUGGCAAUUAAACUGUAAAGAGCUAAUAGUUUUUAUCUUUUGUAGUAGUUUUUAGUUGUGAUUAUAUACUGUAUCUUUUAGAAUUUGGUAUUUACCAUUUAUAGACAAUUUAUAGGGAGAAUUAAGUGCUAGUAAUUCCUAAAUAUAUUUUAGUGUUAUUUUGACUGAUUAUUUUGAUUUUAUUGGAUGCAAUAUCUACUUCUCAUAAAAGAGUUUUAUAAUUUAGAUUUCACACUUCAUAUCAUUUCCUUAAACAAACUUUAAGCAUUACAGAACUUUGGGUUGCCAAUAUUUAAUACAGGGUUUUUGGAACUUACAUGCUUCCAAAUAAUUUUUCAGAAGCACUGCAAAAAAUGGUGCCUUUUAUAUAUUUUGCAGUAUAAUUUUCCAUUUAUAGCAUAGUGCUGAUUUUGAUCAUUUUAAUUCUUUUUCUUCCCAGAUCAAUUUUUUUAACUCUUUACAUAAUGUAGCAAACUUUUCUAAUAAAUUCAGAAACCAACUCAAACAAUAUUUUUGGUUUGGUUUGGAAAUAUUUCAUCAUGCAAAUAUGUUGUAUCCGUUUUUUUGCAUGUUUAUUUGCUGUGAUUGUAAUAUACCAUGUUUUUUAUACUUGAAUCCAUUUCAGUACUACAGCGUCCAAUCUAGCAACCCUCACUCAUGGUGAAAUUCAUCUCUGUGCUGAGGGCCAGCAUAAGGCAAAUGCAACAUUUAAGACUAGUCCUUAAAGUAGGGUUCAAAUGGGAUUUA